This is a messenger RNA of Pundamilia nyererei, 2514 nucleotides long. RefSeq names its product uridine monophosphate synthetase (gene umps). Gene Ontology annotation, biological process: 'de novo' UMP biosynthetic process; 'de novo' pyrimidine nucleobase biosynthetic process. The record is from RefSeq and is a predicted model, not a curated record. The transcript is spliced from 10 exons. NCBI's taxonomy places the organism in Eukaryota, Metazoa, Chordata, Actinopteri, Cichliformes, Cichlidae. Gene Ontology annotation, molecular function: orotidine-5'-phosphate decarboxylase activity; orotate phosphoribosyltransferase activity. The coding region runs from base 295 to 1752 and encodes 485 amino acids.
CCUAUCACAGCUGAGAGGCUGGACAGCAGCCUGUCGCAACGUUAUUUAUUCGAGUCUUCAUUUUUGAACUUUCACAAACAACGAUUCUUUCUAUCAGGCUUCUUCACGUUUCUUCACUGAGCUACGCGACAUUUGAUCUGUAAACAUUAAAAGCUCUUAAAACGGACAUUGACGCUUUUAUUCUGAAAGGUUUAGCGGAAGUUUUUGUGUUACCGUAACUGGGGUAGCGCGAAUUGGACGAGCAAGUUUUGAGGACGAGUGAAAGUGCAGCCGAAGCUCGUAAAUACGGAGAGAAUGGACGGCGCUUCAAUUGAUAGUUUAAUCCUGAAGCUCCACGACGUGAACGGAGUGAAGUUCGGGGAAUACAAGCUGAAGAGCGGCCUGAUGACACCCAUUUAUAUCGACCUGAGGGUGCUCGUGUCCCACCCCGCGCUCAUGAACCAGGUGGCAAAUCUCAUCUACGAGCGAGUGCAGGAAGAGGGUCUGCAGUUCGACUCUGUGUGUGGGGUUCCUUACACAGCCUUGCCUUUGGCCACAAUUAUCUGCUCACGACAUGAACUGCCCAUGCUCAUCAGGCGGAAGGAGGCCAAGGACUACGGAACCAAACGGCUGGUGGAGGGGUCGUUCCGUCAGGGGGAUACGUGCCUGAUCAUUGAGGACACGGUGACCAGCGGCACCAGCAUCCUGGAGACUGCUGAAGUGCUCUACAAAGAGGGACUGAAGGUGACGGAUGCAAUUGUGCUAAUGGACAGAGAGCAAGGUGGCGUGGAGAUGUUGGCAUCAAAGGGAAUCAAGCUCCAUCCCAUCAUCUCCAUAUCUCAGCUGCUCCGUGUGCUACAGGCAGCCGAACGCAUCGACGCCCAAACCGCCCAGAUUGUCCUCGAGUUCAUCCGGGACAACAACACUUUCAGGCCCAAGAAUGGCACAGACUCUCCAGCCAGCAAGAAGCUGUGUGUGGAACAGAAGCUGGAGCUCAGUUAUUCAGAAAGAGCCAAGUUACCAAACAUCCAUCCUCUAGCAUCAAAGCUGCUGAAGAUUAUGGAGGAGAAACAGUCCAAUCUUUGUGUGUCUGCUGAUGUAACCAGCAGCGAUGAGCUGCUCCAGCUGGCCGAGUCGCUCGGUCCAAAGAUCUGCAUGCUGAAGACCCACGUAGACAUCCUCCAGGACUACACAUUAGCCUUUAUUCAGAAAAUGCAGGCCGUGGCAGAAAAGCACAACUUUCUUAUCUUUGAAGAUCGCAAGUUCGCUGACAUCGGGAACACAGUCAAGCAUCAGUAUGAGGGUGGUUUGUACCAGAUUUCAUCGUGGUCCCACAUAGUGAAUGCCCACGCAGUGCCGGGGCCGGGAGUGGUGAAAGGUCUGAGCGCUGUAGGGAAGCCUCUGGCCCGAGGCUGUUUGCUCAUAGCUCAGAUGAGCUCCCAGGGAUCGCUGGCUGCUGGUGAAUACAUGAAGGCUGUGGUGCAAAUGGCAGAGGAGCACUCGGACUUUGUGAUUGGGUUUAUCUGUGGCACUAAGCUCACAGAGAGGCCAGAGUUCAUCCACGUGACCCCCGGAGUGCAGAUGCAGGCUGGAGGAGAUUUGCUGGGCCAGCAGUACACCACUCCAGAGGAAGUUAUCUACAGCAAAGCCUCUGAUGUCAUCAUCGUGGGACGAGGCAUUUUGGCAGCAUCUGAUAGGGUGGAAGCUGCGGAGUUGUACAGGAAGUCGGGCUGGGAUGCUUACAGAAAGAGAGCGGGCCAGAGCAGCAUCUAAGUAACUCUCUGACUCGAGUUUCAGAGUGCACCUGUGACGAGGACCUGUGCAGCUGAUCAGAGUGUUUUGAAGGCAGCGUGUAAUUAUGCACACGCUACCGUUCACUUCAGGUAUCACUGCCACAUCAGUGUGCAACACUACAGUGUUUGACACUUGGAGCGUGUUCUUGGCAGGUGUGCGUUUUACUGUUGAUCUGCUGCUUUAAAUGUUUGUGAUUCAUUCCUUUUAAAUUUGUUGCACAACUUGAACUGAUUUCUAAUCUCAAUGUUUUUUCUGAUCAGGUUUCAGUAGUUGGUUUUAAAUAAUGGAUUGAGGUCAUUCCUCCGGUCUGAGUACUACAGUGAUGAUUUCGAAAUGGGGAUUCACUUAAAAUAGUGCAGGAUGUCUCUUACAGCACGAAAAUGACCACAUCGUGUAGCUCUGUCUAGGUCACAAAACCACCACCCCUUGCAUGCUGUUAUAUCAGUGCUAAAACACUAGAUAGAAAUGCUACAAUAUUUUGUGGGGGUGGUGUGACUGUGAGCUCUGUCUCCUGCGUUUGAAUCACCAGCCAGCAGGGGGCUCUGUUUGGGGUUUGUUCGUUCUUUCUGGGCUUCCAGGGGUUCUCUCAGACUUCCUCCCGCACUCCACAAACUUGGGAUACCCUCCAAUCCCUGCGUGACCCUGAAUUGGAGAAGAAGAAGAAGGACACUAAUAGUUCAAGCUUCAAGUUCAGGGCAUUUUUAAUUCACAGAGGUUCUUCAUUAGUCUUCACGUGUUCAC